This is a messenger RNA of Pristis pectinata (smalltooth sawfish), 3673 nucleotides long. It is a transcript of the gene nup88, whose product is annotated as nucleoporin 88. The record is from RefSeq and is a predicted model, not a curated record. Gene Ontology annotation, cellular component: nuclear pore. Gene Ontology annotation, molecular function: protein binding; structural constituent of nuclear pore. Lineage: Eukaryota; Metazoa; Chordata; Chondrichthyes; Rhinopristiformes; Pristidae. Gene Ontology annotation, biological process: ribosomal small subunit export from nucleus; ribosomal large subunit export from nucleus; mRNA export from nucleus.
AUGCCCGCCACCGGGCGGGCCAUUGGCUCCGGCUAUAGUGACGUGGUCGGCGGGCGGGCGGGCCGGCCGGCCGGGAAGAUGGCGGAUGUGUGCGAGCGCUGGUGGGCCGAGCUGCUGCGGCACCCGCUGUUGGGGCAGCUGAGGGAGGGCGGCCGGCGGCUCAACGAGCCCGCCAAGAACCUCCUCUUCUGCCUGGACAGCGACAUCUUCUUCUGGGAUGGGGCCAAGAGCGUGUUUCAUACCACCAACCUCAAGAGCCUGAACUCCGGGGUCGUCUCACACCAGACAUUACUAUGCAUAUCCACCUUGUUUGAAGUGAAUGAAGUUUUGCUUAGUCCAACGCAGCAUCAUGUGCUACUUAUCGGAACUAAAGGUAUGAUGGUGCUGGAGCUGCCACAGCGAUGGGGGAAAAGAUCCGAGUUUGAGGGUGGAAAAUCCAAUAUCAAUUGUCUGACAGUUCCUAUAGCAGAAAGAUUCUUUACAAGUUCAACAUCACUGACAGUAAGACAUGCUGCUUGGUACCCCAGUGAAACUGAAGAGCCUCAUGUCGUCGUAUUAACUUCUGAUAAUUCUGUGAGGUUUUAUGACUUAAAACAACCUCAGACACCCAUCAAGUUGUUCUGCCUUACUCAGAGUGAAGAAGAAAGUAUUGUACCAACUACAAGUAGGUCAUAUGCAGCAUCACUUGGUGAGAUUGCAGUCGCAUUUGAUUUUGGUCCUUUAAUGAGUGCCCCUAGGCAUCGUUCCAAAGAGGUCUUGGUUCAUCCGCUCUAUAUCCUAUAUGAAAAUGGCGAGACCUUCUUAAUAUACUGCAAUCUUACUUACAACAGUACUGGACUCAUUGGAAAGUUGCUGGGUCCACUGCCUAUGCACCCAGCUGCUGAGGAUAAUUACGGAUAUGAUGCUUGUGCAAUACUCUGCCUACCCAGUGUCCCCAACGUCCUGGUCAUUGCUACUCAGUCUGGCAUGCUGUAUCACUGUGUUGUGCUUGAGGGGGAUGAAGAGGAGGAUCAGAUGACUAAUGAAUCGUGGGACCUGAGGUGUGAACCUAUCCCUUCCCUAUAUGUGUUUGAAUGUGUGGAAUUAGAAUUGACCCUGAAGCUGGCAACAGGGGAUGAUGAUGAGCAACUACAAUCUGAUUUCUCCUGCCCAAUCACAUUGCACAAAGAUCCAUUAUGUCCUACACGGUAUCAUUGCACACACAUUGCUGGUGUACACAGCAUUGGGCUAACCUGGGUCAAUAAACUGGAACAAUUUCUCCUCACAGAAGAACAAGAUAAGACUUGCCUCCAAGAAUUGGCAGCAGAGCAGAAAUGCAUAGUGGAACAUAUUCUGUGUACCAAACCGCUACCGUGCAGCCAGCCUGCACCAAUCAAAGGAUUCUGGAUCAUUUCGGAUCUCUCUCUGGGAGCUGCAAUGAUUUGCAUCACGGAUACGUAUGAAUGUAUCAUUAGACAACUACUGGCCACCACGCGGCCAGUGUCACCGCCACUACUGUGUUCCAACCCAGAGUCCAGCUCCAUUGUAUCUCCGCUGCGAAACUUCUCCAGCAACUCCUUUGAACAACACAUCGCCAACAUUUUGCGUCGCAAUACAACAAAUCCGCUGCUUCUGAGAGCUUCAGAUGCAGAGGGAGCUCCGCCGCCACAGGAGUGCUUGCAGCUUUUGAGUCGAGCCACCCAGGUUUUCAGAGAAGAGUACAUCCUCAAACAGGCUCUUGCAAGAGAAGAGAUAACACGGAGGGUGAAGCUUCUAAGUAAUCAGAAGAAUAAGCAGCAGCACGAUCUUGCACAGUGCCUCAAGGAAAAAAAACUUCUGCAGGAAAUGGCAGAGAUGCUUGCUAGCAAAUACGAGGAGGUAAAAUUCAACCAAGAAGCAGUGAUGAAAAGGGUGAAGAAAGUUCUGCACAAUUUUAACUCGCACCUUCCUGUGCUGUCUGACAGUGAGAGAGAUAUGAAGAAAGAACUUGUUAUUAUCAAUGACCAGCUCAAUGACCUGGAAAGCAGCAUUACGCAGGUGCAAAUGAAGACUGAGUACCAGCAGAAGGAAAUACAGCCGGAAGAGAAUGCACGGAAAAAGAGCAUCACUCUCAGUGCUUCUCAGAAGAAAUGCAUCCAUUCCGUGCUAAAGGAGCAGGGUGAACAUAUUGCUGAAAUGGUGAAGAAAAUUAAUGACAUACGAACUCAUGUAAACUUUUAAGUGCUAUUUUGUUCUCAAAUGGCAGUGUAUUCUUCAAGACGAAAUGCUUGUAGAGGUGUGUAGGAUGAGGAACAGUGAGAAUUCCCGAAACAAACCGAAGUAAUAUGGUGGCAAUUCAGACUCUGCUAACCUCCAGCGCUAAGUUUUGAUGGCAUUUUGUACAAGAUGGAAUGGAUUUCACUAGGUUUUUGUUUGCCGUAUACAUAGUAUUCAGAUUAUCUCCCUUCACUAAAGAUUAUUGAACUAGUACAUUGUUUUCUAUAUUUCUUUAAUUCCAUGUUAUUAAUGAUCUCCUUUCAAGAGAAUACUUUCUUCUCUCAAGUCCCUGAUUCAUGCUGUGGACAGGUGCACCCCUUCUCUAAAUGCCAGUCCUUGUGUAAGGCCAGGAAAUGGGUGAAAACAGGCCGUUCUCACACCUGCUUGAUCCAGGGAUUGUCUGUUUUAAAUGACUGAAUAUCAACUGGAUCCACUAUUUGGGUAUCAGCUUUUAUGAAGGGCUAAAACCAAAGCUCUCUUGGAUACGUUGUGGUUUGGAUUUGAUUACUUGCUUUUCUCAUUUUCUCAUAGCUUAGGGGGUCAUUCAACCCCUCACAUCUAUGCUGACUCUCAGAGCAAUCCCACUCCCCUACUUAUUUUCCUCUAACCUAUUUUCUCUCGUUCUCACGUACCCAUUAACUCCAACCUGACUCUCCUACCACAAACCAUGCACAAUUUACAGUAACCAGUUAAUCUAUCAACCUUUGUGAUGUGGGGAGGAAACCACAAUCACAGGGAGAACGUGCAAACUCCACCAGAGGUAGCGUUGAACCUGGGUCGUUGGAGCUGUGAGUCGGCAGUGAGCUGUGUUUAUGUUGUUUAGUCUGCAAUGAUGAGUAAACGUACUCUACCACUGCCAGCAAUGCUCAGAAACAGCCGUCUGCUCUUAUUAUUACUAUUUCAGUCUGCCUCAGCACAGUGUGUCAGUUGUAAAUCCUGGUCUUGUAACCCAGUGUUGUACAUUAGCAAAGGAGGACACUACUUGGCCAGAUUAGUCAUCCUGUCUCAGUUUGUUUCUAUGAUUAUCUAAAAUCUUUUAAUGUUUGAAAUAUUUCAGAAGCUCUUGCAAAUAAGUCUGUCAACUUGUGUACUCUCCUAUUUAUUUUGUACCUCACAGCUUUUAUGGUGAUUUAUGCAAAGUGAAUCCAGGUUUUGCAUGGACAAUAUCUGCUGUAAAUAUUCAGUCACACUCAACAACAAAAUGCUGUGCAAAAAAAGUAGCAAUAUCUGUAACAUGUGGAUCAUGUCAAACAUGUUUUACAUUUUGAUCAGUUUUAGUCUCCAUUGAAGCUAAAAUUAGCCAUUUUUAAAAAAAAAUUAAGCUUACAACCCAAAGUACACAAGCUAAUUACUGUUUUUUUCAAAAGAAGGUAAAUUGAGAUGCAAUUUUUGUACACUGCACAAACUUUUGUGUCUGAAUAAAUAUUUUUAUGUGGUA